This is a messenger RNA of Nyctereutes procyonoides (raccoon dog), 4453 nucleotides long. RefSeq names its product autophagy related 16 like 1 (gene ATG16L1). The record is from RefSeq and is a predicted model, not a curated record. Lineage: Eukaryota; Metazoa; Chordata; Mammalia; Carnivora; Canidae. Gene Ontology annotation, biological process: autophagosome assembly; negative stranded viral RNA replication. Bases 1148 to 3019 code for a protein of 623 amino acids. The transcript has 19 exons. Gene Ontology annotation, cellular component: autophagosome membrane. Gene Ontology annotation, molecular function: protein binding.
AGGCAGAGACACAGGCAGAGGGAGAAGCAGGCUCCAUGCACCGGGAGCCCGACGUGGGAUUCGAUCCCGGGUCUCCAGGAUCGCGCCCUGGGCCAAAGACCGGCGCCAAACCACUGCGCCACCCAGGGAUCCCGAUUCACCAACUUGUUAAAGGUAAACGGAGUUGGGGUGAUUCGAUCACACACCACUCCCGUUCUACUGAGUUGACAGCUGCUAUCUUCUCAAGAGCCGGUCUUCCACGGGCCAUCUGCAAGAUUUCCUUGGCAAACCGUCCCCACCCUUCGAUCACCUUCGAAGAAGAACCCGUUUACCGUUAGGUCCUAUGGAUCAUUCCCAGGCUUCUAACCAGUAACAGAGUCGAUCUAAUGGUAUUUUUCUUUUCUUUUUUUUUUGUAUUUUUCUUUUAACGGUUCUUUGCAUUCCACUUCUUCGUUGCAAAACACCUGUUCCCGAGGGCAAUGGGGGCACUUUGCAAAAGUCUAAAGCAGCCCGACUUUUGCGGGCAGGAAGAUACCGGGGGGCCCACGUGAAGCCAGGCUUGCGGUGACCCAGGCGUCGCGCUCGCUGCCUUCCACAGGUUAUUCCUUUUAAUCCUGACGCCAACCCUGAGGUCGGUAUCAUCAGGGCCCCCACUUCCCGGGCUGGGAAACUGAGGCUCAGCGAGGUUGCUCAUCUCCGGUGGGGGGAGCGGCUCCCCCCCCCCCCCGCUUGUCAACUGAAGCGAUGAAGGAAAGGAAGUCCGACCAAGAAAAAUAUAAAUCGGGGGAAGGCAGCGAAGGGAACGAAGCGUAAACCGAAAGGCGGCGGAGGCUCCAGCGCAGCCCGCACGCCUCCCAGCGGCCGCCUCUCCGCACCCCGCGCUUCCGGCCUCGGGAGCGCGUCAUUAGCCAGCGCCCGGCGUCGCCCCUGGUCACGUGCGCGCGCGCGGCGUCAGACGUCGGGUGAGGAGGCGGGCUUUCCGGCCCUGACCCCAGCCCUUUCCGGCAAGAGCCGGAAGACGGUCCCGGACGGCUCUUGGCGGGGCGGUGUGUGGAAGCGAGCUGUGGGCCGCCGGCCCUUCCGGCGUGCGCUGGUCGCUCAUGCUGCGGCCCGCGGCUGCCGGCCCCCGCUCGGAUUAGCGGCGCUCAGGCGCCGGGCAGCGCGCGAGAUGUCGUCGGGCCUCCGCGCCGCCGACUUCCCCCGCUGGAAGCGCCACAUUGCGGAGGAGCUGAGGCGGCGGGACCGGCUGCAGAGGCAGGCGUUUGAAGAGAUCAUCCUGCAGUAUAACAAGUUGCUAGAAAAAUCAGAUCUUCAUUCAGUGCUGGCCCAUAAGCUCCAAGCUGAAAAGCAUGACAUCCCCAACAGGCAUGAGAUAAGUCCCGGACACGAUGGCGCAUGGAACGACGGUCAGCUACAGGAAAUGGCCCAGCUGAGGAUCAGACACCAGGAAGAACUGACUGAACUACACAAGAAGCGUGGGGAGUUAGCUCAAUUGGUGAUUGACCUGAAUAACCAAAUGCAGCAGAAAGACAGGGAGAUGCAGAUGAAUGAAGCAAAAAUUGCAGAAUGCUUGCAGACGAUCUCUGACCUGGAGACGGAGUGCCAAGAACUACGCAGUAAGCUUCAAGACCUUGAAAGGGCCAACCAGACCCUGAAGGACGAAUAUGAUGCCCUGCAGAUCACGUUUACUGCUUUGGAGGAGAAACUGAGGAAAACUACUGAAGAGAAUCAGGAGCUGGUCACCCGGUGGAUGGCUGAGAAAGCCCAGGAAGCCAAUCGCUUAAAUGCAGAGAAUGAAAAGGAUUCAAGGAGACGGCAAGCCCGGCUGCAGAAAGAGCUUGCAGAAGCAGCAAAGGAACCUCUACCCGUUGAACAGGAUGAUGACAUUGAAGUCAUUGUGGACGAAACCUCUGAUCACGCUGAGGAGACGUCUCCUGUGCGAGCCAUCAGCAGAGCAGCCACUAAGCGACUCUCGCAGCCUGCUGGAGGCCUUCUGGAUUCUAUCACUAAUAUCUUUGGUCUGUCCGAGUCUCCCCUUUUGGGACAUCACUCUUCUGAUGCUGCCAGGAGGCGCUCUGUCUCUUCCUUUCCAGUUCCCCAGGAUAAUGUGGAUACUCAUCCUGGUUCUAGUAAAGAAGUGAGAGUGCCAACAACAGCGAUGUGUAUCUUUGAUGCUCAUGAUGGGGAAGUCAACGCUGUGCAGUUCAGCCCUGGCUCCCGGCUGCUGGCCACAGGAGGCAUGGAUCGGAGAGUUAAGCUUUGGGAAGUGUUUGGAGAUAAAUGUGAGUUCAAGGGUUCCCUGUCCGGCAGUAAUGCGGGAAUUACGAGCAUCGAAUUUGACAGUGCUGGAUCUUACCUCUUAGCAGCUUCAAAUGAUUUUGCAAGUCGAAUCUGGACUGUGGAUGAUUAUCGGUUACGGCACACGCUCACAGGACACAGCGGCAAAGUGCUGUCUGCCAAAUUCCUGCUGGACAAUGCCCGUAUUGUUUCUGGAAGUCAUGACCGGACCCUCAAGCUCUGGGAUCUACGCAGCAAAGUCUGCAUAAAGACGGUGUUUGCAGGAUCCAGCUGCAACGAUAUCGUCUGCACAGAGCAGUGUGUCAUGAGUGGCCAUUUUGACAAGAAAAUUCGUUUCUGGGACAUCCGAUCGGAGAGCAUCGUCCGGGAGAUGGAGCUGCUGGGGAAGAUUACGGCCCUGGACUUAAACCCGGAAAGAACAGAACUCCUCAGCUGCUCCCGUGAUGACCUGCUAAAGAUCAUCGAUCUGCGAAUAAAUGCUGUCAGACAGACGUUUAGCGCACCUGGGUUCAAGUGCGGCUCCGAUUGGACCAGAGUUGUGUUUAGCCCUGAUGGUGGUUAUGUGGCAGCGGGCUCGGCUGAGGGCUCUCUCUACAUCUGGAGCGUGCUCUCAGGGAAAGUGGAGAAAGUCCUUUCCAAGCAGCAUGGCUCGUCCAUCAAUGCUGUGGCGUGGUCCCCCUCCGGCUCGCACGUUGUCAGUGUGGACAAAGGAAGCAAAGCUGUGCUCUGGUCGGAAUAUUGAUGGCACUUCCUCGAGAGAGUAGAGCUGAAGCCGGAGAAGCACACCAACUCCCGCAGCUCUGUCCUGGCAGGUGGUGUGUUGGGUGUUAGCUUUGACCUCCGGAGAAGAGCUGGAGCCAUGUGAGGCAAUGGCCUUCCUUUGAACAGGAUUUCUGAGGAUUUUAGCUGAGGUCUUGAAUGGCCUGAAAGAAUAACACUGAAAAAAGUCUGGCCCUGCAGUCCCUUAGCAGAGGUUCAGGUUCUUGCCUUGAUUUGGGUGGGAAACACUACUGGCUCUGAUCUUCCAUACCUCAGUGGGGGGAGCACAGGCACCUGCCGGGUUCCUCGCUCGCUGGCAGUGCCAACAACACCCCACGCGUCUGGGUGUCGGUUCUCCCUCCGUGCUUUCUCCCGUCCUUCCAGAGUCAGUCCUGGCCGAACGCAUGUCCUAUCACCUCGGGGUGGUUUUCCCGGUGAACUCGCUCGAAUCAUUGGAUUAACAGAAACCCAAACAGGAUUACCCCUGCCCUCAGCCCACAGGGGCUGCCCUGAUUUCUGAGGAGACGACAGGACUGUGGUCCUCCCUGCUGGUCUGUGUCAUUAUUACAAAGUUCUUACUCUGAUCUCAUCUGAUUACUGUUGGAAUUUCCUUAGAUCUCCUAAACCGUUCUUAGAAAGCAGUUGUUCUUCAAAGGUUUGGGCUUCCUUUCUCCCUAACAAUGCUUACAUACCUAUUUCUUGGUCAAGAAAUAAGUCUGUGGCUGAAAGAACUUUUCGGAUGUAGGAGAGGAAGUGCUGAAACCUUCGGGGGAAGUGCACGUGCUGCAGGAGUGGACUUCCAGAAAGUGGGCGGGGUGUGCACCACCUUCUUCCCAGGUGCGCCUCAGUUACAGUCACUGGUAACAAGGGAUUGGAGGCCUCGAAUGUAUUAGCCCGGAGCCAGCAGUUCCAGGUCACUGCCCCUUUGCCAAGCCUAUGUGCAAUACCCCCUCGGUGCUUUAGUGCGAGAAGCCCAUUCCAAGAAGCAUGGGGAUGUCCUCUUUAGGUUUCAGGAGUUAGGAUCAAGGCCAGGGAAAAACUGGCCUGUGGCUUUUUUUUUUUUUUUUUUUUUUUUUUUUUACAUUUAUCUUUGCCAUUUUACCUGUGUAUAUCAUUUUAGUUCCUGAGUGACUGAAACACCAAUACUUUCAUCACUUUUUAAUUUGCACUUUAUUUUUUUCCUUCCACACUUGUUCUCUGGACAGCUGUGGGUAUGAGUGCUGGAGCUGGGUGAGGAGGGGCGCCGUGUCCGUCCUCCCUCUACCCCCAGCCCUCCUCCCCCACUUUCCAGCGUGCUGCUCCAAGAGCUCAAGGGGAGGUGGAAUUCACAGGCCAGGGCGCAUCUUUUAUUUAUUUAAUUAUGUUGCCCAACAGAACUUGAUUGUAAAUAAAAAAGAAAUCUGUUAUAUACUUUUCA